Leptopilina boulardi is the source of this 2743-nucleotide messenger RNA. RefSeq names its product protein Aster-B-like. The transcript has 13 exons. The coding region runs from base 266 to 2470 and encodes 734 amino acids. Gene Ontology annotation, biological process: intracellular sterol transport. The record is from RefSeq and is a predicted model, not a curated record. NCBI's taxonomy places the organism in Eukaryota, Metazoa, Arthropoda, Insecta, Hymenoptera, Figitidae. Gene Ontology annotation, molecular function: sterol binding; sterol transfer activity. Gene Ontology annotation, cellular component: endoplasmic reticulum membrane; plasma membrane; endoplasmic reticulum-plasma membrane contact site.
ACGCUUGUGUUGUUCUCAUUCUAUGACCGUUGUAAAUGUUAAGUGAAAAUUCAUAAAAAAAAAAUAUAUACUUAAAUAACUAUAUAUUUGUUUAAUAUUUUUUUUUUGUCAUUUAUAUUACAGUGAUUUUUAUUCGAAUUAUUUUAGAAUGACUAAUAGAUAUUCUUUUGUUGAAAAAAUUACAUUUCACUAAUUUUGAUUAUAUAUGACACUCGUCACUAAUAUUCAACAAUUAAAUUAACUCUUAUAAUUAUGUAUAAUAACAAUGUUUAAUGUUGAAGUGAAUUUUGUACAAGAAAAUUCCCCUUCCAAUAUGAAUAAAUCUGUGGAAAAUUUAUUGAUAUCAAGUCACGAUGUUAUCAGUAGUAUUAAUUCAUCAUCAAUGUCAGGACAAAUUUCUACAGGAAGCAAUGGAAAUGAAAUUAAUUCAGAUAAUUUUCAUGAUAUAUCAUCAGAUAAUGCAAAUAUUAUUCCAAGUCCUAAUUUAUCACCUAAAUCAACUCCACAUAUUUCAUCAAUACAACUUGAUUAUUUAAAGGAACGAAUUGAUUUAAAUUCAAUAUCACCAAAAGAAUCAAAACGGAAAGUUCAACAACUUACGCCAGAUGAUACUGAUAAAUAUUUAACACAAAGUGGUAAAAACAAAGGAAGAAGUUCAACUCGUAGUAAAAAAAAAUCAUCAUGGUAUAAUCUUCUUUAUCCAACUUAUAAAUCGCGUUCAGAAGAUUUUAAAAGAAUUUUUAAAGAUAUACCAAAUGAAGAGAGACUUGUUGUGGAUUAUUCAUGCGCAUUGCAAAGAGAAAUUCUUGUUCAUGGCAGAUUAUAUGUAACACAAAAAUAUAUUUGCUUUUAUGCGAAUAUUUUUAUGUGGGAAACAUUGGUAUCAUUACAUUGGAAAGAUGUGACAUCAAUUACUAAAGAAAAAACUGCUCUUGUUAUUCCAAAUGCAAUUUCACUUACUACUGAUAAUGAAAAAUAUUUUUUAACUUCAUUUGGUGCAAGAGAUAAAACAUAUUUAAUGUUGUUUCGUAUUUGGCAAAAUGCAUUAAUUGGCGAGCCAAUGGGUAUGGCUGAAAUGUGGCAACUUGUACAUACAUGCUAUGGAAAUGAAUUAGGUUUAACUUCAGAUGAUGAAGAUUACAUUCCACCGCCACCACAAGCAAUAACGAGUGAUGAAAAAUUAUCAACACGUUUAUCACUUGAUUCAUUUUCAGAGUCAGAGGGAUUUAAAUCAGAAAAAGCAGAGUCACCGAUAAGUCUUGAUAUUGAAACGCAUUUAAAACUUGAGUCAACAUCAAAAAAUGAAAUAGUACUUGAUCCAACUGAUCUUAGUGAUACAACAGAAAGUGAUGUUGAAAAACAGGCUGUGAAAUUACCUAUUCGUUGUAAUGCAGUGUGCACUUCUUCUCACGAAGGUCGACAACUUGUAAAUACAACAUUGCCCAUUCAUAUAGAUCAAUUAUUCACUCUUCUAUUUACAAAUUCGAAAUUCUUUUUAGACUUUCAUUCAGCAAGAAAAACAACAGAUUUAGUACGCUCUGCGUGGACUCAAAAUCCAGAAUCGGGACAAAAAAUAAGAACAGUUACACUAACAAUGUCUUUAACACAAUCAGUUGGUCCAAGAUCAUCUCAAGUUACUGAGAAUCAGAUCAUGCUACCAUGUAGUAGGCCAGGCCAUUUGUAUUCUAUUGAUGUGGAAAGUUCAAAUGCUGGUAUUCCAUAUGCCGAUUCAUUUAGUGUAGAAAUUCAUUAUUGCUUAACAAGUGUAGGAGAAAAUGAAACAUGUCUCACUGUAUUCGCUCAAAUAAAAUACAAGAAAAAUGUUUGGGCAAUAGUAAGAACAUUCAUUGAGAAAAAUUGUUGGGCUGGUUUAGAGGAAUAUUUUAAUAGUUUAAUAAAAGCAAUAAGUGUUGAGUGUGAGGAAAAUAAUACUGUUACCGGAGGAACAACAAAUGGUUUAAAAAGAAAAACGAGAAGAAGAAGAAGAACAACAAAUGUUGGUGUCUCAUUACAAGCUCAUGCUCCCGAUCUUUUGUCAAAUAAUCCAUCAAAUAUCGUCGUUUUACCACACAGUCAAGUAACAGAUUUAAGAGGCGAUGCAAAUUCUAUUCUUAGUUGGGUUCUUUUAUUUGCAAUUUUAUUUUUAACUGUUAUCAAUGCACUGUUGUACUAUAAAUUAUGGGGAUUAGAAGAAGCUGCUACUUAUACUGUCAUGGAUAUGCAUAUUUUAAAGAAUACGCCAAAAUCUGAGGAAGAAUGGAUUAAUUUAUUGCAACAGCAAGAAAGUUUACAUAACGUUGAAAUGAGAAAAUGGCAAAGGGUUCUCCAUACUGCCGCACAAUUAUUAAGACAGACCGAAGAGUCCCUGACGGAACUUCAAAUGAGCAUGCAUCCAACGGCGACAGAAAAAAUGUUCUCAAUAUUGAAGCCUGGAAUUAAAACAAGAAAUUCUGAAAAUCGAGAAUUGUAGCAAUAAGUUAAUUUACACGCAUUUGUUAAAGAUGACAGAAGCUUUUUUUGGAAACUAUCAAGUAACAAAUUAAAUGUACUUUUGUGCUGAUGAACUUAAUUUUUUUUCGAUAAAUACAGGAAGUAAGCUUGUUUAAAUAUACUUGCAUUUUAUAAACUUGCCAUUUUCAUUCCGCGAAUUGCAAAUAUUUCACAAAAAAAAUAAGACUAAAAAUAAUAUCAAAUUUCAGUUGAUAAAAGUAUUAAGUGUAAAAAUAAAAAAAAAAAAACAAAU